AAAACGCUGAAGUUUAACCUACUUGCAAAUAUACUCGGUGGUGAGUGCGAAAGGUAAGGCUGGGAGCGGAGGAGAAGGGAAGCGUGUUUGGGAUUGAUGCGGCCGGGUCGGGGACUGCUUUGCUGAAACGGCGGGCAGGCUGGCCGCCAGCUCGCUCGUCGUGAGAGCAGCAGCGUGUAAGAGAAAGAGGGGAGCCGACGCUUGAGUUCUGCCGAGCUGACUUUCGUAGCCGGGUGAUUUGCAAGCCUUCCCUUCGGAUCGCCGCCUCGGUGCCCAGCUUGCGAUGGCUGACCACAUGAUGAUGUCUAUGAGCCACGGCAUGAAUGGGCUGCAAGGCUACCGGAUAGGGAUGAAUGGGAUGCAGGGGCCCCCUCCACAGCAUGGGCAGCACGUGCUAAGGACGCUCCCCGCCAACCACCAGAUGAUGCAGUACGGAGGCCCUGCCGUGGACGGAGGCAUGAGGCAGAGGCCUGGCAUCAGUGGACAGAUGGGUCAUCACCAGGUCCCGAGCACUAUGAUGUUCAAUAAUCCAAGCCAGCAACAGCAGCAGCAGCAACAAUACAUGGGGCCUGUUGGCACUCAGCAGCUUAUGGCUAGUAUGCACUUACAGAAACUCAACACUCAGUACCAGGGCCAUCCCCUCAUGGGCAUGAGCAACGGGCCCAUUGGGGCUGGUGUGCCGCAAUACAGAAUGGGGCCAGGCCAGCAUCCUGGCAUGCAGCACCUGCCCUCUCCUGCAUUGACCUUGAACGUUAUGGACACGGAUCUCAUUGACGAAGAGGUCUUGACGUCGUUGGUCAUGGAACUGGGCUUGGACCGAAUUCAGGAGCUGCCAGAGCUCUUUCUGGGACAAAACGAGUUUGACUUCAUCUCGGACUUUGUCAGCAAACAGCAGCCCAGCGCCAUCAGCUGUUGAGUGCCUCUGCUAGAAGCUGGUGCUUUUCCAUGGCUUGAUCUUCUUUACACCCAUCCAACCACUCUUUCUCCCAAAUUCUUUUAUCUUCCCUGUGCACAAAGAUGCAGGCUUUCCCAAGUCGCCCUUGCUCACCUCCCCAAAACAACAAUGGACAAUCAUUGGAGGCUUUUUUUUUCUUUUUUGGCUUGCACUGCAAAGCUCCUCCGUUUGUAUAGGAGCAGAGGGAGAGAAAUUGAAGGCUUUUUUUUGUAGAUGGAACGACACAAAGAUGGAACCUUGUCCUCGGGAUUGUUCCCAUGGCAGCUACAGAACUUCAAGACAAAUAAAAUGGCCUUUCACCUGCAUGGCCUUCUCCCCUGCCCCCCCCUCCAAAACUACUGUCUGUGUUUGGACUACAAAGUGCAAGGAGGAGUAGGUUGCUAAGACUGACUGUGUGGUUGGCUUUUUCCAGCAAGUCUGCAAGCUACUUUGAACCCACCUCUCCAUUCUGUGUCUGGGGUUUAGAUUCUUCCACUGAAAGCAGUGUGGGUGGGAGGUAAAAUGGCUUGUUCUUCUUCAUGAGGCUCAAUACCUUAUUGCCCCUCAGUACUGUGAAAUUAGCAACCAGUCUCUGUCUCCUUGACUUGGAAGAGACCGGUGCCCUCAGGUUGUUCUCUGUAGCUGUGUUGUUUUUUUCAUUGGGAGGGGGACAGUUAAAGCAAACUUCCGCAGACAAUGUUCCAGGGGUAGGUAACAUGAGUGUGAAAUGAUCCCUCCCUGUUCAUGCUGGGUCUCUAGCAAGGGUGGUGGGGAGAAUGGAAUUAACUAAUUGGUUAUAAGAUCCGAGGACUUCCUUUCUGGCUACUACAAACAGGAGCUUUAAGCAGCCAUCUAGCUCUUUCUCCGACUCUGAAACCAAAUAAAAUCCUUGUAAUUGUGUAUAUUACUGGUUGUUGUUUUUUUAAAUCUUAUUUAUCUCUGGUGUGUUUCUAGUCCUUAUUUAUUUGAAAGGGCUCAAAUCUAUUUGCCUUUUGAGAUUAUUGGGAAGGGCUAAAGUUAAGACUUGGGAGUGCAUUGCCCCUCCAAACUUUUUCUUUGCUGUUAAUAACUGAGAGCAAGGCUGUAGGGGGGGAAAUCAGCACCCCCUCUCCCUCCUGGGGCUUGAUUUAAAUUUUUAUUUCUAAUUGUGUUUUGCUAGGAAAAAAAGCCAAAAACGUUUUGGCUAGCAGCUUGUUCCCUUCUCUGUCUCAUUUCCAAAUGCUGUGGGAAAGUAGGCUUCUCAGCACAGUGGCUCUCUAAAGAUGUUACUGCCCCCUCUUGUUGCAAGCACACAGCAGCACGUCAUUGUUGAUCGAUGAAGUGAGAAUGUACAGGUGAUUUUUUUUUUCAAAUAAAAGCUAAAACCUCAAAA
This is a messenger RNA of Rhineura floridana, 2306 nucleotides long. It is a transcript of the gene CITED4, whose product is annotated as Cbp/p300 interacting transactivator with Glu/Asp rich carboxy-terminal domain 4. Gene Ontology annotation, cellular component: nucleus. Lineage: Eukaryota; Metazoa; Chordata; Lepidosauria; Squamata; Rhineuridae. The record is from RefSeq and is a predicted model, not a curated record. The transcript is spliced from 2 exons. The coding region runs from base 284 to 916 and encodes 210 amino acids. Gene Ontology annotation, biological process: regulation of DNA-templated transcription.